Molecule: messenger RNA, 1977 nt
Organism: Mycena citricolor
Lineage: Eukaryota; Fungi; Basidiomycota; Agaricomycetes; Agaricales; Mycenaceae
Source: the annotation of a GenBank genome assembly
GUACAUCCAGCGGAGACAUCACAUCCGGUGAUCCAUCCAUCCAUCAAGUCACAUGGCUGCCUUGCGCCAUUUUCGCGGUCGCUCAUCCAAGUCGACAGACACAAAUGCCAGUUCUUCUGUCUCCAUCCCAGGCGAUCCUCCAGCGUCUGAACCCUCUAGGUCACUAUCUGCCGCCCCGUCUGCCUCUUCAUCGAUUACUUUCUCGGCCCUUCCUGCCUCUCCCUCCGCCCUAUCUGCAUCUUCGCGCUUGGCUGCCGCUGUAGCUCGUCGUUUCUCGGCUGUCCUUUUUCGUUUUUUCGUCUUGAUCGAUUGGGCUUGCGAUGACAUCAGGGAUGCGGCACAGUUGUACAUGGUUAUGACAGGCGGAGAGAUUGAGGAUGAAGCGGUCAUCGUCAGAGUGCUGGAUUAACUUGGUAAUCUGCCCCCCCUUCGACAGUCAUGUUGAACGGAAAUCGCAAGUUGAACGGCACUUCCCUCCAGGACCCAGAAGUUCUUCGCUCCUGCAACUAUCUCCUGGCCAGUUGGACGGCCACUCAAUUGUGACGAUUGCGACUGGCGAGUGGAGAAGCUCGAUCACCCGACCAAAGACAACCUUGGCGUGCGGAUCCAAUGCAACAACCCAGCCUCCCUUCUGGAUCGCGUCACCACUCUGCGCUGUCAAGGUUUGCCCCGCUUUCCACAUCUCUGCUGUGCUUCCGUUUGGCAGUUUCGCAGACAAGGUUGAGUCUUGGUAUCUUGAUGCAUGCGUCGUCGUCCAUUUUCGGAGUGGAAUCCUCUUCGGCAUAGCCGAAAUGGAUCCUGGGCUAACAUCUUUUGGCUUGGUCCAACCCAGGAACUGCUGGAAUGUAGCGUCAUCCUGAAGGACCCGACAAACAGCAUCUCCAGCAUUAAUCCAAUGAUCCCGGUCAGCGUUGUACCAGAGGCCCCCGCACAGUGCUUGACGGUUGCUGUAAACCGAGCACAGUCGAAACACGGCAUUGUAGGACUCCUGGAUCUCUGUCGCGCUUCUGAUGGGGGGCCCAAAGCGUCGAAUGUCGUCUGCUAUCAUCGAAUGCAUCAAGAAUGUUCGCAACAGCAACUUCAAUUUCGGCCAGGUCCCCAGCUGCUUUCAUGAGGGAAAACUCCUCGGGUGUUGCGAUGCCGUGGACGUGGAAAGCAAGGGUUUGCAUCAAAGUCUUGAAAUGUUUCCCGAUAAGAUUGUUCUUGUACUGUAUCAUGUAUGCUGCCCGGAUGGGCGGAACGCUGAGGCCGCUCAAGUCUGUGGACUGGAGUCGAAUCGCAAAUGUAUUUCAUGAUUCCGAGAAGGACUGUAUGCAGCAGCUCGAUGGGUGUAUCCUGCGAUGGAUCAAGGCCAAGAAGAUCAAGCAAUGGCAAUAUCUUCCACCCCUGGCCGGGGAACGUUUGAUUUCAUUAACUUGAACUUGUCAAGCAGUACACCAAUCCAGUGUUGUGUAAUCUUGUCUUUUGUCCCCGUUGUUCUCUGAAGCUCUUCAAUUCGUUUCGAGUCCCCACGAGUUGCAAGCUCAAGCUGUCUUCUAAGGCAAGUGCGUAUCUCAGCUGUGUUUCGCAUGAUGCCCGGAUAGUGACACCGAUGAUAGAGUUCAUCAGAUUCCUUCUCGAUCUUUGUCCCGCCCCAAUGGCACUUUCGACAUGGAAAGUUCGCGUUACUUCCCAUAUGAGAAGACUCUUCGGACUGCUGUGGGUUGUCCGCAGGCAACGAUGGAACUCGAAGGAUGACACGGGCUUUUCGUUUAGUCGCUGCAUUGAAGCAUCGGAUGGGAUCAGUCUCGGUGGCCUUCACUUGGUCUCGAAAUGCGGAGAAUUGCUCAGGUGAAGUAGCAUGCGGUGAACUCGAGAGGAAAUGCAUGUGGAAUUCCUGCUGGAGGAGACGACCAGGGAGGCAACCGUUGCCUGUAUACAUAUUCAUGUGUUUAUUGUAUUGUUUCGAUCGGUUACCGGAGACAUCGUCGGCCCAGG